AGCUGAAGGUAUCGCAUUAUGCUUCUUGUCAGACGUGUGGACUAAACAUUUUAUUCGGCGUCUCCUUCCAUUUAAAUUUAUAAGGGCGCUUUAGAAUAUCUUUGAGCAUGGAACUAGCAGCAAGACACCAUGUUUUCUAUGGAAUUUCCGUAGUUAUUCAGAUUACAUUUACCAUACAGGAACUGUCAUCAAAUGGGGUCUCCUACUUUGACUUUGAGAGGCUCUCCAAGCAAGAGAGUGCUGAUGUAUACUUCAAGCUUGUCCAUAAAAGAUGGAGGAGAUGGCUGUUCUCAUCUACACCAGAGGACCAAAUCAGUCAGAAGAACCAGGAUCUGGAACGGUAUGAAGUGAAGAGCAGAUUGGAUUCAGAGCGCUUUCCAGAAGUUGUGACUAAUAAAAAUCAUGACAACUCAUCCAUUGAGAGAGAUAUGGAUCAUAUCUACUACAUAUCCAAAAUCUAUGGGCCCACGCACAGUGCAACCAAGGAUUUGUGGGUCAAUCUUGAGCAAAUGGACAUGGGAAAAGUUCAUGGAAUUCUCUCCAACACACAUCGACAAACUUCGAGAUUAAAUCUGUCUUUCGAUUUCCCUUUCUAUGGACAUCUAUUAAGGGAAAUACAUGUAGCUACGGGAGGUUUCAUCUACACUGGAGAUGUAAUCCACAAAAUGCUCACAGCGACUCAGUACAUUGCUCCUCUCAUGGCUAAUUUUGAUCUCAGCAUCUCACAAGAUUCAUCGGUCAUUUACUGUGAUAAUGGUACAGCUCUUGUUGUGCAGUGGGACCAUGUUUAUCUCCAGGAUGCUUCUCAUUUGGGCAGUUUUACCUUCCAGACAACUUUGCACAAUGAUGGCAGAAUCAUAUUUGCAUAUAAAAAGAUUCCCAUUGACAUUAGUAAGAUUAGCCCAGUGAAUCAUCCUGUAAAAGUUGGGCUCUCUGAUGCUUUUGUGGUUCUUCAUAAGAUUGACCAGCUUCCCAAUGUUCGACGAAGAACAAUAUAUGAAUACCAUCGGGUAGAGCUCUUAAAAUCCAAGAUCACCAACUCCACUGCUGUCAAGAUGAUUCCUCUGCCGACCUGCCUCCAGUUCUCCAGCUGUGAGAUGUGUGUUACAGCUUAUAUUGGCUUCAACUGUAGCUGGUGUAAUCGCCUACAAAGAUGUUCCAGUGGAUUUGACCAGUACCGUCAGGACUGGGUUGAUAGUGGGUGUCUAAAUGAGAUAAAGAACCAGAGCUGUGGUCAACAUCUAAACAGAAAACCACCUCUCAUUAAAACCAGCACUCCAGCAACACAGACAGGAACAAAAACAACACAACUGAUCAGAAUUUCCACAACCACAACAACAUCAACCACAUCGAUCGGAGGCUCCUCACUUUCUACCAAAAUAACCAGCACACCCUUAUUCUUAAGAAAUCCUCCUACCAGCAUCCUCACCGAUGAGUCUAAGAUGGACAGUACAGAGAAACAGACUGAGGAGCAGAUGCAGACUGGUCUGUUCAUCGGCAUCCUGGUCGUCAUGGUCCUUAUGGUGGCAGCUGUGUUGGUAUCUAUAUACAUGUACUACCAUCCCACCUCCAGCGCUAGUCUCUUUUUAAUAGAGAGAAGGCCAACAAACUGGCCUGCCAUGAAAUUUCGGAGGGGAUCAGGACACCCAUCAUAUGCAGAGGUAGAGGCCAUGGGGCAGGACAAAGAAGGAUUCAUCAUGAUGGAACCUAAAGACAGUUUUUUGGUAUCAGACAGGAGAAAGAGUUCAUUCCUAACUAACCAGAGAGAAGGAUUUAUUGUGGCUGACCAAAGAGAACGCUUCCUCAUCAUGGAACGCUGCUGACAUGAAUCCCAUACUU
Molecule: messenger RNA, 1839 nt
Organism: Myxocyprinus asiaticus (Chinese sucker)
Lineage: Eukaryota; Metazoa; Chordata; Actinopteri; Cypriniformes; Catostomidae
Product: plexin domain-containing protein 2-like
Exons: 13
Coding region: 108-1823 (571 amino acids)
Source: RefSeq, a predicted model, not a curated record